GGGGACAAAGCUCUUGCCGGGGCAAAAGAAGAGGACAUCCCGAGCCAUUUUUUCCCUCCCGAUCCGAACAAGAACCGGACGAUAUACUUCAAAGGCUUAUAUCUGUCGAUCGUGGACAAGAAAACAAACGACGUGAAAACACACAUAGACAACGAAACCCCCUCGACUGAAUACCUCCCCUACGAGAUUCCUGCUGGAUAUACUUGUUAUAUUAGAGUCGCCAGCGUAUGGUUCGACGUCUAG
Molecule: messenger RNA, 243 nt
Organism: Trematosphaeria pertusa
Lineage: Eukaryota; Fungi; Ascomycota; Dothideomycetes; Pleosporales; Trematosphaeriaceae
Exons: 1
Source: RefSeq, a predicted model, not a curated record